UAAAAUGGACAAUUUUCCCUAAUUACACAUCUUCUGCUCCGUCCGGCGACCUCCAACGCCGUUCUUGUCGGCGCGGUCAUGUGAAGUUCUGGUUCACCAUGACGGCGCUUUUGAGGUCGUGGGCGUGCUCGGAAAGCGAUACUUGUUAGGAUACUCAUUGAGAUCGUCAAGGGUUUCAUCAAUUGUCUCGAGACAAUCGUGAAGCGUGGUCUUUUCGCCCUUCGUGAGGUUCUUCAAAGUAUGAGCUUCUGUAUUCUGAAGAAGUUGUGCUCUACGGCGGUGAUGAUGGCGAUGGUUAUAUGGCGGAUAAGCAUAAUUCGGGGUAGAAUGUGGAGCUACACGAGGAUUUGACAAUGGAAUGAGUUGGAGAGGCUUCGAUGUCUUCGGCAUCGGAGUUUUUCAACAAUGCCAAUCAAGGCGACGACGAGGAGGACGGAUGGAAGGAACUGGGUGAUUUAAGUGAGGAUAGAGAAUGGGAAGGAAAGGGCGACGAGAUGUUUGGAUAUGCAAGUGGAGCUUGUGUUAAAUGCUUCUCGUCGAUUUCGAUAUACCUUGGAAUUGAAUAAGGAAGAAGAGAAGCAACAAACAAUAAGGAAGAUUAGAGCACAUGCAAAAGUCAUACGAGCGGUUUAUCUUUUCCAAGCAGCUGAGAAACAAGUAAAUGGAACUCCAAAGUUACCUCCAAUUCCAACCGGUCAUUAUGAUAUUGGACAAGAGGCACUUGCAUCAUUGACAAGAAAACAUGAUUUGUCCGCUUUGCAGCAAUAUGGAGGGGUAAAAGGACUGGAAGAUAAGUUAAAGACAAAUCUAGAAAAGGGAAUCCCUGGUCAUGACGAUGAUAUAUUAGAGAGAAAAGAAGUAUUUGGAUCCAACACAUAUCCUCGGGAAAAAGGACGGAGUUUUUGGAGGUUUCUUUGGGAAGCUUGCCAUGAUACAACCCUGAUUAUUUUGAUGAUUGCCGGAGCUGUUUCUUUAGGGCUUGGUGUAAAGACACAGGAAGGAUGGUACGAUGGAGGGAGUAUCACAUUAGCGGUCAUCAUUGUUAUAAUCAUUACAGCUACAAGUAAUUAUAGAGAAUACCGUCAAUUCCAAGCUUUAAGCAAGGAGAAGCAGAAUAUGCACUCGGAGGUCAAUAGAGGUGGUAGAAGAGUUGAGGUUUCAAUAUUUGAUCUUGUUGUUGGCGAUGUGGUGCAUCUUAAAACUGGUGAUCAGGUACCUACAGAUGGAAUUUUAAUUUUUGGUCACUCUCUUGCAAUUGAUGAAUUGAGCAUGACUGGGGGGAGCAAGAUUGUUGACAAGCAUGCGAAGGCACCAUUUCUAAUGUCUGGCUACAAAGUUGCAUAUGGCUAUGGCUUUAUGCUGGUAACAAGUGUUGGAAUAAAUACAGAAUGGGGGUUGCGAAUGGCAAGUCUUUCAGAAGAUACUGGUGAAGAAACACCAUUGCAGGUACGUUUAAAUGGAGUUUCAAAAUUGAUUGGUGUCAUUGGACUGGCAGUAGCUUUCUAUGUUUCGUAUGCCCGUCUUAUCAGAUACUUUACUGGGCAUACCAAAAAUCUGGAUGGAAGUGUUCAAUUUGUUGCUGGCAGGACUAAAAUUGGUGACGCCAUAAUCAUUGUUACAGAAAUAAUUGUGAUUGUUAGACUGCCUGAGGGGCUUCCCUUAGCUGUUACAUUAACACUUGCCUACUCAGUGAGAAAAAUGAUGGCAGACAAGGCCUUGGUCAGGAGGCUUUCUGCUUUUGAAACCAUGGGUUCUGCAACUACAAUUUGUAGCGAUAAAACUGGGACCUUGACUUUGAAUCAGAUGACUGUGGUGGAGGCCUAUGUUGGUGGGAGUAAAAUUGACUCUCCGAACGAUAGGUCGCGGUUGCCCCCUACCGUUAAAUCGCUGCUUAUUGAAGGUGUAGCACAGAAUACAACUGGGAGUGUCUUUAUGACUGAGGGCGAUGGAGAUGUGGAGCUUUCUGGAUCACCAACAGAAAAGGCCAUUCUCCAGUGGGGGGUCAAUCUUGGAAUGAUUUUUGAUGCUGUCAGAUCAGAGUCUUCAAUUGUCCAUGUUUUCCCCUUCAACUCAGAGAAAAAACGAGGGGGCGUUGCACUUAAACUGCCUGAAUCUGAAGUUCAUAUUCAUUGGAAAGGUGCUGCGGAAAUAGUUUUGGCUUCGUGUACAAGAUACAUUGAUUUAAAUGAUAGUGUUGUUCCAAUGGAUGAUGAUAAGAUGAUUUUAUUUAAAAAUGCUAUUGAAGAUAUGGCUGCUCGAAGUUUGCGUUGUGUUGCUAUUGCUUAUAGAUCAUACGAAGUGGAAAAAGUUCCAACUGAUGAUGAAGAACUGACUAAAUGGAAAAUACCUGACGAUGACCUUGUGUUGUUAACUAUUGUUGGUUUGAAGGAUCCUUGUCGGCCUGGUGUGAGAGAUGCAGUUAAAUUAUGCACCGAUGGUGGUGUUAAGGUACGGAUGGUCACUGGUGACAAUCUUCAGACAGCUAGAGCAAUUGCUCUAGAAUGCGGGAUACUGGGGUCAGAUGCAGAUGCUACUGAGCCAAAUCUCAUUGAAGGGAAGGCAUUUCGUGCCUUGUCAGAAGUGCAAAGACUAGAUACAGCUGAGAAGAUAUCGGUAAUGGGAAGGUCUUCUCCUAACGACAAGUUCUUGCUUGUGCAAGCAUUGAGGAAAAGGGGACAUGUUGUUGCUGUAACUGGUGAUGGCACUAAUGAUGCCCCUGCACUACAUGAGGCCGAUAUUGGUCUUGCCAUGGGUAUCCAAGGAACGGAAGUAGCCAAAGAGAGCUCAGGCAUCAUUAUAUUGGAUGACAAUUUUGCUUCCGUUGUAAAGGUUGUUCGAUGGGGCCGAUCUGUUUAUGCAAAUAUUAAAAAAUUCAUUCAGUUUCAGCUCACAGUUAAUGUUGCUGCUCUAAUAAUUAAUGUCGUGGCUGCAGUUUCCUCUGGUGAUGCCCCCUUAAACACAGUGCAGUUUCUUUGGGUUAACCUUAUUAUGGAUACUCUUGGAGCGCUAGCGCUGGCUACUGAACCACCAACGGAUCACCUGAUGCACAGGCCUCCAGUGGGUCGGAGGGAACCUCUGAUAACAAAUAUCAUGUGGAUGAACUUACUAAUACAGGCUUUAUAUCAAGUGACUGUCCUGCUUAUUCUCAACUUUCGAGGUAAAAGCCUCCUUGGUUUAGAGCAUAAAGACCGUGUGUAUGCCAACAAAGUGAAGAAUACACUGAUAUUCAAUGCUUUUGUCCUUUGUCAGAUUUUCAAUGAGUUCAAUGCUCGGAAGCCUGACGAACGUAAUGUAUUCAAAGGAGUUACUAAAAACCGUCUCUUCAUGGGGAUAGUGGGCCUAACUCUUGUGCUUCAGGUCAUGAUAAUCAUGUUCCUUGGAAAAUUUACCUCAACAGUUAGGCUUUGCUGGAAACUGUGGUUUGUUUCCAUUGCAAUUGGCAUUAUCAGUUGGCCUCUUGCGGUGCUUGGGAAAUUAUUACCUGUCCCAGAGACGCCCUUCAGUGAACUUAUCAUGAAAAAUAUCAUAAGAAAAAUCUGGCGACCAAGAUUUAUCGUGAGAAAAAUGCGGCGACGAAGAUCUUCUCAAGGUUUGGUCAAUAGAAGGAAUGAGGAUGCUGAAUGACUUCAACAUGUUAAACAUCCAACUUUUGCUCUGCAGUUUUUGGUUUUUUUUUUUUUUUUUUUUGUUAAUU
Molecule: messenger RNA, 3694 nt
Organism: Cornus florida
Lineage: Eukaryota; Viridiplantae; Streptophyta; Magnoliopsida; Cornales; Cornaceae
Product: calcium-transporting ATPase 10, plasma membrane-type-like
Exons: 34
Coding region: 505-3624 (1039 amino acids)
Biological process (GO): calcium ion transmembrane transport
Cellular component (GO): membrane; intracellular membrane-bounded organelle
Molecular function (GO): P-type calcium transporter activity; ATP binding; ATP hydrolysis activity
Source: RefSeq, a predicted model, not a curated record